This is a messenger RNA of Euleptes europaea (tarantolino), 1306 nucleotides long. It is a transcript of the gene TLNRD1, whose product is annotated as talin rod domain containing 1. NCBI's taxonomy places the organism in Eukaryota, Metazoa, Chordata, Lepidosauria, Squamata, Sphaerodactylidae. The transcript has a single exon. Gene Ontology annotation, molecular function: actin binding. The record is from RefSeq and is a predicted model, not a curated record. Bases 143 to 1201 code for a protein of 352 amino acids.
UUUUUACCAGUGGAAAUUGAUGGAAUGAUGGUGCGGGAAAGGCAGAGAGAUCCUGCCGGACUCAGUGGGGACUCCUUGGGAGGUGACGCCGGCAGCAGCAGCAGUGGGGUCCCAAGAGGCAUGCGACUGCCCCCCCGGCGCGAUGGCUAGCGGCGGCUCCGGCAAGUCCACCAGCGAGGCAUCCACCCCCAGUGGCAGUGCGUUGCAGAGGAAGAAGCUCGUCUCCGUCUGCGACUACUGCAAGAUCAAAAUGCAACUGGUGGCGGAUUUGCUCCUCCUGUCCAGCGAGAGCCGGCCAGUCAACACCGAGAGCCUGUCGGCCUCCGGGGAGUCUUUCGAGAAGUGCCGGGACACCAUCAUCGCCCGGACGAAAGGCCUCUCUAUCUUGACGCACGAUAUCCAGAGCCAGCUGAACAUGGGACGCUUCACUGAGGUGGGGGACAUCCUGGCAGAGAUGGCGGACCUGGUGGUUUCCUUGACCGAGUGCUCUGCCCACGCUGCUUACUUGGCAGCAGUGGAGACCCCGGGGGCUCAGCCCGCCUUGGCCGGCUUGGUGGAUCGCUACCGGGUCACCAGGUGUAAGCACGAGGUGGAGCACGGCUGCGGGGUCUUGAAAACCACCCCGCUGGCUGACAUGAGCCCUCAGCUGCUGCUGGAGGUAUCCCAGAACAUGUCCAAGAACUUGAAAUUCCUGACGGACGCCUGCGUCCUGGCCAGCGAGAGGUCCAAGGACAGGUUUGCCAGGGAGCAGUUCAAGCUGAGCGUCAAGUGUAUGAGCACCAGCGCCUCGGCCCUCUUGGCCUGCGUCCGGGAGGUGAAGACUUCACCCAGCGAGCUGACGCGGAACCGGUGCGUCUUGUUCAGCGGGCCCCUGGUGCAGUCCGUCUAUGCUCUGGUGGGCUUUGCCACUGAGCCCCAGUUCUUGGGCAAAGCUGCCGCCAUCAGUCCGGAAGGCAAAGCCGUGCAGACUGCCGUUUUGGGGGGCGCGAUGAGCGUCGUCUCGGCUUGCGUCCUCCUCACCCAAUGCCUCAGGGAUAUAGCCCAACACCCCGACAGUAGCUCUAAAAUGUCUGAGUACAGGGAAAGGUUGAAGAACUCUGCCUGCGCCGUCUCGGACGGUUGCAACCUGCUGUCUCAGGCGCUAAGAGAAAGAUCUUCCCCUAGGACUUUGCCGCCAGUGAACACAAAUUCUGUGAAUUAAUGUUGUUGUUUUUCCAAUUUGCAUACUACCGGUCACUGCUAAUGGAAAUGUACACAGGUCUUCUCUCCCAGCUCUGGUUUUGUAUAUACCAAAGAAUUUGUGUGA